AGCCUGCUAAACAAGUGUCCAGCUUCCACAAUGCCUGUGCAGGCAGCUCAGUGGACAGAAUUUCUGUCCUGCCCAAUCUGCUACAACGAGUUUGAUGAGAAUGUGCACAAACCCAUCAGCUUAGGUUGCUCUCACACUGUCUGUAAGACCUGCCUGAACAAGCUUCAUCGCAAGGCAUGUCCUUUUGACCAGACUGCCAUCAACACAGACAUCGAUGUGCUUCCUGUAAACUUUGCACUCCUCCAGUUAGUUGGAGCCCAGGUGCCCGAUCAUCAGACAGUAAAGUUGAGUAAUGUGGGAGAGAACAAGCAUUAUGAAGUAGCAAAGAAAUGUGUUGAGGAUUUGGCACUCUACUUGAAGCCAUUAAGUGGAGGAAAAGGUGUUGCAAGCUUGAAUCAGAGUGCACUGAGCCGUCCAAUGCAAAGGAAGCUUGUGACGCUGGUGAAUUGUCAGCUGGUGGAGGAGGAGGGUCGGGUUAGAGCUAUGAGAGCAGCUCGAUCACUUGGAGAGAGAACCGUUACAGAACUGAUCUUGCAGCACCAAAAUCCUCAGCAGCUUUCUGCCAACCUUUGGGCUGCUGUCAGGGCACGAGGGUGCCAGUUUCUAGGACCAGCUAUGCAAGAGGAGGCACUGAAACUUGUAUUACUGGCACUGGAAGAUGGCUCUGCACUCUCAAGAAAAGUUCUGGUACUUUUUGUUGUGCAAAGGCUAGAACCAAGAUUUCCUCAGGCCUCUAAAACGAGCAUUGGUCAUGUUGUGCAGCUACUGUAUAGGGCAUCAUGCUUUAAGGUCACUAAAAGGGAUGAAGAUUCUUCUCUGAUGCAACUUAAAGAAGAGUUUCGGAGUUAUGAGGCUUUGCGGAGAGAACAUGAUGCUCAAAUUGUUCACAUUGCCAUGGAAGCAGGACUCCGAAUCUCACCAGAACAAUGGUCUUCCCUUCUUUAUGGUGACUUGGCACAUAAAUCGCACAUGCAAUCCAUUAUUGACAAGCUCCAAUCUCCAGAGUCUUUUGCAAAGAGCGUACAGGAAUUGACAAUUGUCUUGCAGCGCACGGGGGAUCCUGCAAACUUAAAUAGGCUGAGGCCUCAUUUGGAGCUUCUGGCAAACAUAGAUCCAAAUCCAGAUGCAGCAUCUCCAACGUGGGAGCAGCUGGAAAAUGCAAUGGUUGCUGUAAAGACUGUGGUACAUGGGCUGGUGGAUUUCAUUCAGAAUUACAGUAGGAAAGGCCAUGAGACUCCACAGCCACAACCAAAUAGCAAAUACAAAACAAGUAUGUGCCGAGACCUUCGACAGCAAGGAGGAUGUCCAAGAGGAACAAACUGUACAUUUGCUCAUUCUCAGGAAGAGCUUGAAAAGUAUCGCUUGAGGAACAAAAAAAUCAGUGCAACAGUGAGAACAUUCCCCCUUCUAAAUAAAGUUGGCGUAAAUAGCACCGUCUCAACCACAACAGGAAACGUGAUUUCUGUCAUAGGCAGCCCUGAGGCAACAGGGAAGAUGGUGCCAAGUACUAAUGGAAUAGCUAGUCUAGAAAGUGGUGUUCCUCAGCUGAUCCCUCGCUGUGCGGACACCUCCCUGAGAGCUUUGGAGAACACCAAGAAGGGAGGGAAGACUGGAGCCAAUGGCCAGAGUGUUUCUGGAUCCCCUACAGAAUCACUACCUGAAAAUAAAAUUGGUUCUCCACCCAAGACUCCUGUAAGCCAGGCAGCAGCUACCUCAGCUGGUCCUCCUAAUAUUGGAACAGAAGUUAAUUCUGUGCCUCCAAAAUCCAGCCCGUUUGUUCCCAGAGUACCUGUCUACCCUCCACAUUCUGAUAAUGUUCAAUAUUUCCAAGACCCCAGAACUCAGCUGUCAUAUGAAGUUCCACAGUACCCGCAGACAGGAUAUUAUCCACCACCUCCAACAGUACCAGCUGGUGUGGCUCCCUGUGUUCCUCGCUUUGUGAGGUCCAAUAACGUUCCAGAAUCCUCCCUCCCACCUGCUUCCGUGCCAUAUGCCGAUCAUUACAGUACAUUUCCCCCUCGAGAUCGACUGAAUUCUCCUUACCAACCUCCUCCUCCGCAGCCGUAUGGACCAGUUCCUCCUGUCCCUUCUGGAAUGUAUGCUCCAGUUUAUGACAGCAGGCGCAUCUGGCGCCCGCAGAUGUACCCACGAGAUGAUAUUAUUAGGAGCAAUUCUUUACCUCCCAUGGAUGUGAUGCACUCAUCUGUCUAUCAGACUUCAUUACGUGAGAGAUACAACUCUCUGGAUGGGUAUUACUCUGUGGCUUGUCAACCUCCAAACGAGCAGAGGACUGUGCCUUUACCAAGGGAGCCUUGUGGUCAUUUGAAGACUGGUUAUGAUGAGCAGUUAAGACGGAAGCCGGAGCAAUGGGCACAGUACCACACGCAGAAAGCUCCUCUGGUAUCGUCAACCCUUCCUAUGGCAACACCAUCUCCAACUCCACCUUCUCCUCUCUUCAGCGUAGAUUUCAGCACAGAGUUCUCAGAGAGUGUCAGUGAUUUGAGUGGAACUAAAUUUGAGGAAGACCAUCUCUCUCACUAUUCACCGUGGUCUUGUGGCACUAUUGGCUCUUGUAUAAAUGCUAUCGACUCAGAGCCCAAGGAUGUGAUUGCCAAUUCAAAUGCCGUGUUAAUGGAUUUGGACAGUGGGGAUGUUAAAAGAAGAGUGCAUUUAUUUGAAACUCAGAGAAGGGCAAAGGAAGAAGAUCCUAUAAUCCCCUUUAGUGAUGGACCCAUCAUCUCCAAGUGGGGUGCAAUCUCCAGGUCAUCCCGCACGGGUUAUCACACAACGGAUCCUAUUCAGGCCACUGCUUCCCAAGGAAGUGCUACAAAGCCCAUCAGUGUAUCAGAUUAUGUCCCUUACGUCAAUGCUGUUGACUCACGAUGGAGUGCCUAUGGCUCAGAUUCUGCUUCAUCGGCACGUUACGCAGAACGGGACAGGUUCAUAGUUACCGAUUUGUCUGGUCACAGGAAGCAUUCCAGCACUGGAGACUUAUUGAGUAUUGAAUUACAGCAGGCCAAAAGUAACUCCUUAUUACUUCAGAGAGAGGCGAAUGCACUAGCCAUGCAACAGAAGUGGAAUUCUCUAGAUGAAGGCAGUCGCCUUACCUUAAAUCUUUUAAGCAAGGAAAUCGAUUUGAGGAAUGGUGAGGUAAAGAAAGGGGCUGAUUAUACUGAAGACUGUGCAGAUACAAAGCCAGACCGAGACAUUGAAUUGGAGCUGUCAGCCCUUGAUACAGAUGAACCUGAUGGGCAAGGUGAACAGAUAGAAGAGAUUCUGGAUAUACAGCUAGGUAUUAGUUCUCAAGAUGAUCAGCUACUCAAUGGAACAACUGUAGAGAACGGGCAUCCACUGAAGCAGCACCAGAAGGAAUCAAUGGAACAGAAGAGACAAAGUUUAGGUGAAGACCUUGUGAUUCUGGAGGAGCAGAAAACAAUCCUGCCCGUAACUUCUUGCUUCAGUCAGCCGAUCACAACAUCUGUUAGCAAUGCAAGCUGCCUGCCCAUCAGCACAUCAGUCAGUGUUGGCAGCCUCAUUUUGAAAACUGCUCACAUUAUGUCUGAGGAUAAAAAUGACUUUUUAAAGCCUGUUGCAAAUGGCAGGAUGGUUAACAGCUGA
Eurypyga helias (sunbittern) is the source of this 3618-nucleotide messenger RNA. It is a transcript of the gene RC3H2, whose product is annotated as ring finger and CCCH-type domains 2. Gene Ontology annotation, molecular function: metal ion binding. The record is from RefSeq and is a predicted model, not a curated record. Bases 31 to 3618 code for a protein of 1195 amino acids. Lineage: Eukaryota; Metazoa; Chordata; Aves; Eurypygiformes; Eurypygidae. The transcript has 20 exons.